Pseudo-nitzschia multistriata is the source of this 1727-nucleotide messenger RNA. The record is from the annotation of a GenBank genome assembly. Lineage: Eukaryota; Bacillariophyta; Bacillariophyceae; Bacillariales; Bacillariaceae.
CGACUGACGACGGAACUGRCCGUUCUGGAAGAAAAGUACCCGCAGAACACUGCCUACAACAUCAGCCAAACGAAGUACAAGGACACGACAUGGGUAAACACGGAGGAAUUCAGGUUGAUGUUYCUGCGACAUGAAUUUUUCGAUCCGAAGAAGGCAGCAGCCCGCCUCGUUGCCUUUCUCGAACUCGUUCAGGAAUACUUUGGUGAUUUUGGAUUGGAGAGAGAAAUAUGCUUGUCGGAUCUCAGUGAAAACGACCGCAAAUWCCUCGACGCCGGGUAUUUGCAGGUGUUACCGGGCCGAGAUCGAAGCGGGCGUCGAAUAUUUGGCCAUUUCUCCGGCGACGUCGUGAAAGAUUUGUUCGAUCCAGCCCGACCGAACGAGAAUUUUAUAGACUCACGAGUACGUSCUUCGCUUCGUUACCGACGAUCGAUGCCAAAUUGACGCGGGCAUGGUCCGAUCGAUGAAAUGGUCGCUACAUCGCACAAAAGCAAUAGUGAUACUAACUACACMGUCCGUCUUUUGCGCCAUUCUGUUUCUCGCUCACCCUUCACACUGUUAUUAAUUUUGUUGUUCAAAUAGAUUAAGGUCGCGAUAUACAUGUCAUUGAGAAUUGCGAAAGACGAUGUAGACGUGCAGCGAAGCGGAGUGGUGAUGAUCUUUUGGAUGCACGAAAUACGAAUCGAUGAUCUGAAGGUCCGCAGCUUUGUUCACAAAAGGGUAGUGCGGGCUAUUUUGAUCCGAGUAAAUGCACUUCAUUGUUACAUCCCGCCAUCUGGAAACACACAAUUGCUGAACAUGGUGAAAGCAAUGUUUUUGUUGGCGAUUGGCUCCGAAUUAAGAUCGCGGGUGCGGAUCCAUGUAGGGUCGGCUACAGAAUGCUGUUAUAGCAUGCAAACAUUCGGCAUCCAAUCGUCGCAAUUGCCGAUCAACAMACGAAAGUCGGAAAGGCAAGAUGCAAAUCAUCGCAAGUGGUUGGAGCAACAAUCUAUAAGAGAAGAAUACAUUAAAAACAAAAAGGAAUUCAAGGGAAUCGAAUGCCCCCGCCAUUCGGACAUUUUGUUUGGAAGGGGAUGGCCCAUACGAAAACACGCGGGAAAUACGCUUUUUCGCUACGUACUCGAACAACGUCGAGAGGAAUACAACAAUGCCAAACGGAAUCGCGGACGGAAAACCAUGGUGGCAGCGUCGGUGGUUCGUGAGUUGAAAGAAUCCCACGGAUCGAGAUUCUUGCGACAAGACAACAAGUGCGGCGGUUUCUGGUUCGAGGUCYCAGAUGAAUCGGCCAGRGAAAAAGUGAGUGUUGGAUUUAGAGAUAUGAGAAAGCCAAAGGACAAGGGGGUCAAGGGGGAAAGUGGCAACGUCAGUGAUACUGAAACCACCUCAUCGAAACGCAAGUGUGACGAUGAAGGAUCAAUAAUGAGUUAUUUGUCCUCCUCACAAUCACCACUUCCCAUGGAGGAAGAUGCUCUUGUCAAUGGACCAGAUUUGUCCAAUCAGCAGAGCAAUGACUAUGACCAAGACAUCAAUAAGCAUUAUGCAUUCAUUUCUACAGAGGGGAAGCGGCAACGUCUAUUUUUUGGAACUGAUGUUCUGGGUCUAUGCCAAAAUGAUGACGACAACCAAAACAGCGGCAUUGACGACACACCGUUGGAAAGAUGUUCGUUCAAGUGGGUUUAAGAUUCCAACGCCUUUCUCGUGCAGGCAAUAAAUAGAGGAUAUUACGAUCA